This is a messenger RNA of Phodopus roborovskii (desert hamster), 748 nucleotides long. Its product is annotated as ubiquitin-conjugating enzyme E2 variant 1-like. The record is from RefSeq and is a predicted model, not a curated record. Lineage: Eukaryota; Metazoa; Chordata; Mammalia; Rodentia; Cricetidae. Gene Ontology annotation, cellular component: nucleus. Gene Ontology annotation, biological process: protein K63-linked ubiquitination; DNA damage tolerance.
CGCAAGAUGGCAGCCACCACAGGCUCUGGAGUAAAAGUCCCUCGAAAUUUCCGACUGUUGGAAGAGCUGGAAGAAGGCCAGAAAGGAGUAGGCGAUGGCACAGUUAGCUGGGGUCUAGAGGACGAUGAAGACAUGACACUUACGAGAUGGACAGGGAUGAUAAUUGGGCCUCCAAGAACAAUUUAUGAAAACCGAAUAUACAGCCUUAAAAUAGAAUGUGGACCUAAAUAUCCAGAAGCACCCCCAUCUGUAAGAUUUGUAACAAAAGUGAAUAUGAGCGGCGUGAGUAGUUCAAAUGGAGUGGUGGAUCCAAGGGCCACGGCCGUGCUGGCAAAGUGGCAGAAUUCCCACAGCAUCAAAGUCAUCCUGCAGGAGCUUUGGCGCCUGAUGAUGUCAAAAGAGAACAUGAAGCUGCCACAGCCACCGGAAGGACAGUGUUACAGCAAUUAGUUACCGAGGCCCGGGCCUCCCCUCCCCAGUCCAACCUAAGUCUUCAUUUUCCACAGUAGUGAAUUUUCUAGAUUCGUCUUGUAGACCUCAAAGUACUGGAGAGGAAGCUCCACUCGGACUUCAUCCUGAGACACUGUUCUGAUACUAAUUUCUUGUCCAUUUGAAAUACCUAAGUUGUGCUGUGUAACAUCUGCCGGGUGUAACUGCUGGCUGCCUAGUUGAACUUCUGGGAUCAAGAAGGUGUGUUGAAAUCGGUUUCCUUUGGGAGCGGUGGGCACAAGUAAUGCAACUGUGAACA